Molecule: messenger RNA, 1038 nt
Organism: Motacilla alba alba
Lineage: Eukaryota; Metazoa; Chordata; Aves; Passeriformes; Motacillidae
Product: transmembrane protein 14C-like
Exons: 5
Coding region: 199-522 (107 amino acids)
Biological process (GO): regulation of heme biosynthetic process
Cellular component (GO): mitochondrial membrane
Source: RefSeq, a predicted model, not a curated record
GAAAAGGGAAGCUUUGGGCGGUGCGUGGCUGCCUCGCCUCCCCUUCCGCCGCCUGCUCCGCCCCGGUUGCUGCGGAGCGGGGCCGCCGCGCAGGUGGGACCCGGCCCUGUCCCUGUGUCCCCGGGGGCUGCCUUCCCGACGAAGGCUGCAUCAUCUCUUGGGCUCGCCUCAGGACCUAGGCUUUAGGCAGUUUUCGGCAUGGCAGUGGACUGGCUCGGCUUUGGCUACGCCGCCCUGGUGGCAUCAGGAGGGAUCAUUGGCUAUGCAAAAGCAGGCAGUGUUCCAUCACUAGCUGCUGGCCUUUUCUUUGGGAGUUUGGCUGGACUGGGUGCUUAUCAAGUCUCACAGAAUCCAAAUAACAUUUGGGUUUCUCUGAUUACAUCUGGAGCACUGACUGCUGUCAUGGGAACAAGAUUUUACCACUCCAGAAAAUUCAUGCCUGCAGGGCUAAUUGCUGGUGUCAGUUUGCUAAUGGUUGGAAGAUUAGCACUGAAGAUGUUGGAAAAGCCUCAGGAAAAGUAACUGUUAAUUUUACAUCUUAGUAUUUGGAAAAGGAAGCCUGAUCAUGAAAUUGCAUGAAUGCAGAAGUGAGAAGAUGGAAAAAUUUUCUGCAUCAAGACAUUUUUUAAUCUUUUUUUGUAAGGUGGAGUACAAUGACGGGACAGAUAGUUUUUAUAUACGAGGUAGAGCUGUUUGUGUAUAGAGAGAAAUGGGUCCUGGGUUUGAUUUUUCUGGCUUGUUUCAAUGUAUUUUAACACUUCCAUGUUUUUAUAUUCCAAAAUAUACUUCUGACAUGUAUGAAGCAAUGAGAAAAUACCCUGUAGUUAAGAAAAUAUCCAGACAGAGACACCAGGAGUAAUUGGCUAAAUACAAUAGUGUGUCUCAAACCUUUUACACUGAGUAUUAUGGUGUACUUUACCUCUUGCUUUCUGAAUUGAUAUACCAUGUCUUUAUAAUGUCCAACAGAUCUUGCCUUUUUAUUGUGAAAUGAUGCUAAAAUUAUGCUUUUCUAUAAGUAAAAUUUGUUACAAACCUUUA